This is a messenger RNA of Neltuma alba, 810 nucleotides long. RefSeq names its product COP1-interacting protein 7-like. The annotation marks the transcript as partial. Lineage: Eukaryota; Viridiplantae; Streptophyta; Magnoliopsida; Fabales; Fabaceae. The record is from RefSeq and is a predicted model, not a curated record. The transcript is spliced from 5 exons.
CGCACACUCUCAUCUCUCUCUCUCUCUACUGUAGUCUUGUUUUGAGAUAGAGUGUAGAGAGAGAAAGCUAGAAAGAGAUUUGAGGGGAUGAGUAAAGCAAAGACUAUCUUGUCAUUGUAGGGUUUUCGUAAAACUUCAAAAAUAUUGAGAGACUAAAAAGAGCUCGUGCCACGCAGAAGAAGCAACGGAAAAAGAAGAAUAUAUUAGAAAAAGAGACAAGGGAGCGAAAUGCUGGUGCUCUAUUGAACUUGAAUUCGGAGGAUCGGAUUACGCAAUUGAAGAUCUCUCAGCUUCUACUCUGGAGCUGCACAUUGAAUUCCGCGAUCUUCCGACAUUUUCAGUUCCGCUUUUGAAUGUCAGAGAACUGAUAGAGCUCGCUUUAAUAAAGGAAAAUGAAGUCUGACACACCUCUUGAUUAUGCUGUAUUCCAGUUGUCUCCAAAACGUUCAAGAUGUGAAUUGUUUGUUUCAAGUAAUGGAAAUACCGAGAAGCUGGCAUCAGGACUUGUAAGACAUUUUGUGACCCAUUUAAAGGUUGCCGAAGAGCAGGUUGCACUAGCAGUCCAAUCAUUUAAGCUAGGAAUUGAGAGACACAAAAAUGCAGAGGCAUGGUUUACAAAAGGAACACUUGAAAGGUUUGCACGCUUUGUUAGCACGCCAGAGGUUUUGGAAAUGGUCAAUACCUUUGAUGCAGAGAUGUCCCAGUUGGAAGCAGCACGGAUAAUUUAUUCUAAGGGGUCUGGAGACCAGCGGAUGGAUUCUCAAGGUACAGCUCUCUUCGAAGAUCAUUCUUUUUCAGUAUUGUACAACG